This is a messenger RNA of Dentiscutata erythropus, 632 nucleotides long. The record is from the annotation of a GenBank genome assembly. NCBI's taxonomy places the organism in Eukaryota, Fungi, Glomeromycota, Glomeromycetes, Diversisporales, Gigasporaceae.
AUGUUGAGUAGCUGUGCAGCUUGGGUGUUAAGGGUGGGUAUGGUCCUGAAAGAGUUGGUUUCGAUAGGGUUGGGUGGCAGUGAUGGAGUGGGGUGCGUGUUGCUAUGCCCUAUUGUUUUAAAGAUGGAAUUAUCGAGGUUAGUAUUUUGUAUGUAUCCAGGAUGUUGGGUUGGAGGUAACAGGCAUGUUGUCGGUCCAAAUUAUGAGCUUGUUUCUUUCCCACAUUGGGGCGAAGGUGCCGGUAAAGUAGUUGCGGUAUACUGCCCCUCCGCCUAUGUUGGAUGCGUCCGUGAAGAGGUUGAGGGUGAUUGGUGCCGUGGCGAAAGCCUUGAAGAAUUUGAUCGACAGGGUGAACAGAAAGGAUUCUCACCCGUUGCCGAAGUGGUUGAUCCAACGUAUGGCGUGGUUUACGUUUUCAUACUUCGUGGAGAACUUGAGUUUGUCGAUUCUGUCAUUUAUACUGUUUUCUGGGGAAGAAGACAGGUUGCAAGGAGGGUUGUCUAUGUGAAAUGGGCCUCAAAUGCGUUUGUUGCUGAUGAAUGGCCAGUUGGGAUGCAUUUGUGUAAGAAGGUUAAGAGCUUGGAUGUUUAUAGGCAUUUGGAUAUUAAAAUGCACGGAGUCGAGUUGCCGAA